Lactuca saligna is the source of this 450-nucleotide messenger RNA. The record is from the annotation of a GenBank genome assembly. Lineage: Eukaryota; Viridiplantae; Streptophyta; Magnoliopsida; Asterales; Asteraceae.
AUGAGGGUUUUAGUGCUUCUAUGUCGGAAGACGAGGUGGUUUUUUCCCAUUCAAACAAAUGUUGUUGAAUCAAUAUCACCUAAAUCAGCAACAUCAACAUUAACGGUCAUUUGUGAUAAUCAUCAUGUUGAUGUUUCUGACAAGCUUAUUUAUAAGGUAAGUAUAAGUUUUCUUAUUGUUCUUAUUGAUCUAUUCAAUUUGGUUGGUGAUGAUACUAUUGAAGAUGAUAUUUCUAAGACACCUAUCUCCAAAUGUGGUUUACAAGAUGGUGGAGAAAGUAAAGUUGGUGAUGAUACUAUUGAAGAUGAUAUGUCUAAGACACCUAUCUCCAUAUGUGGUUUACAAGAUGGUGUAGAAAGUGAAGAUGCUUGUGUUGUUAUUGAAGUUGAUUCUUCUGAAAAGUCAUUUAUCGAAUCCUCAAUAACACCAAUGAAGUGUGGACUUCCAUGA